AUGGCGGAUUAUAACUCGGAUCUUCUCACUGCCAUCUCCUCCUUCCUCCUCGACAGCCCUUAUAACACUACUCACUCUGCUUUUUCUGAGAACUUCACCAGUACUGCCGAUGUCGAUGGCCUAUUUCCGGUCGACAUGAUCUCCGACGAUUACGUAGCCUCGUUUGACAACGUCGUCGACUCAUCAUUGGUGGUAGUCGCCAAAGGGAGCGAGGAAACAGUGGUCCGUGUCGUCAAUGGCCAUGUUUCUCCUUCUACUAAUGAGUUAAUAAACUACAGGGAUGUGAGAGUUGGGUGCAAGAUUGGAUUCAAAAUACAGUGGGAGUUGGAGAAUUUGGACGACGGAUUCAAGUGGAGAAAGUACGGGAAAAAGAGAGUGAAAAACAAUCCAAAUCCAAGGAAUUAUUUCCAUUGCUCGAGCGAGGGCUGUAGAGUGAAGAAGAGAGUGGAGCGAGAUCCAGAAGACCCACGAUUUCUCUUGAUUCUCUACGACGGAGUGCACAACCACUCAAAUUUCAAUUAUCGUCGCUGCUCCAAGUAG
Molecule: messenger RNA, 540 nt
Organism: Zingiber officinale
Lineage: Eukaryota; Viridiplantae; Streptophyta; Magnoliopsida; Zingiberales; Zingiberaceae
Product: probable WRKY transcription factor 45
Exons: 2
Coding region: 1-540 (179 amino acids)
Biological process (GO): regulation of DNA-templated transcription
Molecular function (GO): DNA-binding transcription factor activity; sequence-specific DNA binding
Source: RefSeq, a predicted model, not a curated record